UAACUAGACACAAUGGGUUGUCCAAACCAAAUCGAAAACGUUAGCAUGAAAAACACAUGACUUUCCUAAACCAGACACACGACGAUUCAACCAGCUUCAUUAAUUAUUCACUCACCCCUUUCAUUUGAACUAUUUCUAGAACAUAACAAGAGUUCAAUUCUCUCCUUCCUCUACCUAUUCAUGUCACAACAACAACAACAACAACAAAUCCUUCUCUCUGAGAAAGAACCAGUGAGUCUCUGAAAACCCUAGAGUGUGAGUGCGAGAGAGAAAUGUCUGAAACCUUCUGCAGCGACUGCAAGAGGCAGACGGAGGUGGUGUUCGACCACUCUGCGGGGGACACGGUGUGCUCCGAGUGCGGCCUCGUUUUGGAGUCUCACUCCAUUGAUGAAACCUCCGAGUGGCGAACCUUUGCCAAUGAGUCUGGCGACAACGACCCUGUCCGUGUCGGUGGGCCCACCAACCCGCUACUGACUGACGGCGGCCUCUCCACCGUCAUCGCCAAGCCCAACGGUGGCUCCGGCGAGUUCCUGUCGUCCUCCGUCGGCCGCUGGCAGAACCGCGGCCUCAUCGUCGCCUUCAAAACCAUCGCCACCAUGUCGGAUAGGUUGGGACUCGUUGCAACCAUCAAGGAUCGGGCUAAUGAGAUAUAUAAACGGGUUGAAGAUCAGAAGUCUAGUAGAGGAAGAAAUCAGGAUGCAUUAUUGGCUGCUUGUCUCUACAUUGCUUGUCGACAAGAAGACAAACCACGCACUGUAAAGGAAAUUUGCUCUGUUGCCAAUGGAGCCACAAAGAAGGAAAUUGGCCGAGCGAAAGAAUACAUAGUGAAACAACUGGGUUUGGAGCAGGGCCAAUCUGUAGAGAUAGGAACGAUACAUGCUGGGGACUUUAUGAGACGUUUUUGUUCUAAUCUCGGUAUGACUAAUCAAGCUGUUAAAGCGGCUCAGGAAGCUGUUCAGAAAUCAGAAGAAUUUGAUAUAAGGAGGAGUCCCAUAUCAAUUGCUGCAGCAGUUAUAUACAUCAUAACUCAGCUUUCUGAUGAUAAAAAACCUCCCAAAGAUAUAUCAGUUGCCACAGGAGUUGCAGAAGGAACCAUUAGGAACUCGUACAAGGAUCUUUAUCCCCAUGUUUCAAAAAUAAUACCAAGCUGGUAUGCAAAGGAAGAGGAUUUGAAGAACCUAUCCAGCCCUUAAAAGAAAAACAAUAGUGACCACAUUUAACAACUUAGAUACCAUUGGAAAACGUUCUGUUCUGGAUGUACUGAACUGUUUUAUACUUCUAAUUCAAAAUGAAAAUGCCUCUUUUAUUAGUUAUUUUCUUCUGUUUGGCAUUUUCCUUGUAGUUAGUUAGUUAACUGCACAUUCAUUUUGGUUAACCCUCUCAAUUUGAGAAUUCUAGGGGAGAGGCACCGCUGAUAUAUAUAAAAUUAGCUCAACCUUUAUGAUAGUAA
Molecule: messenger RNA, 1450 nt
Organism: Glycine soja
Lineage: Eukaryota; Viridiplantae; Streptophyta; Magnoliopsida; Fabales; Fabaceae
Product: transcription initiation factor IIB-2-like
Exons: 7
Coding region: 273-1193 (306 amino acids)
Biological process (GO): DNA-templated transcription initiation; transcription preinitiation complex assembly
Cellular component (GO): transcription preinitiation complex; nucleus
Molecular function (GO): TBP-class protein binding
Source: RefSeq, a predicted model, not a curated record